AUGUCUAAAGUAAACUUCAAGCUCCUAGAGGAGUUGGAGAAAGGUGAAAAGGGUUUGGGUGCCCAGUCCAUCUCGUACGGUUUGACCAACCAGGACGAUAUCACCAUGACCCACUGGAACGGUACCAUCUUGGGUCCUCCUCACUCCACGCACGAAAACAGAAUCUAUUCCUUGAGCAUUGUCUGUGGCGACAAUUACCCAGACCAGCCCCCGGAUGUGACGUUUGUUUCGAAGAUCAACCUUCCCUGUGUCAAUGCGGAGGGAAAGAUCAUAGCGGCAGAGUUUGACACUUUGAAGAACUGGAAGCGUUCGUACACUAUGGAGACCAUUCUUUUAGAGUUGCGUAAGGCCAUGGCUCUGGCUAACAACAAGAAGCUCCCUCAGCCGGCCGAGGGCUCCACCUACUGA
Molecule: messenger RNA, 408 nt
Organism: Candidozyma haemuli
Lineage: Eukaryota; Fungi; Ascomycota; Pichiomycetes; Serinales; Metschnikowiaceae
Product: E2 ubiquitin-conjugating protein
Exons: 2
Coding region: 1-408 (135 amino acids)
Biological process (GO): protein K63-linked ubiquitination; DNA damage tolerance
Cellular component (GO): nucleus
Source: RefSeq, a predicted model, not a curated record